Molecule: messenger RNA, 776 nt
Organism: Melampsora larici-populina 98AG31
Lineage: Eukaryota; Fungi; Basidiomycota; Pucciniomycetes; Pucciniales; Melampsoraceae
Exons: 2
Coding region: 43-606 (187 amino acids)
Source: RefSeq, a predicted model, not a curated record
ACCAGUCAUAGUGAAAAGAAAAACUAAGAUCUCAAGCUCAAAAUGCCACAAGUCAAUAUUCAUUCACUAGCUCAAGCUACCUUUUCACCACGAUCUGCCUUUCAUCUUGCCUUGGCUACCAAUAUAGGGGCAGGAAUCUGGGUAUCUUUUAUUGGAGGUGUGAUCAUGUACAAAAACUUACCUAGACCUGUCUUUGGUAACAUUCAAAGAAAGCUCUUUCCAGCUUAUUUCACUCUCGGAUCUGCUCUCUCAGCAGUUUUAUUCUCACUUCAACUCAAAUUGAGUCCAACCUCUCAAUCUCAACUCUUCAGACCAUCCUUGAGCUCAGCUUUCUUAAUACCUUUAUUAUUAAGUUCAAUGACUAUAAGUUCAUUAACCAAUUUACUCUACAUUGGUCCUAAAACUACCAAGAUUAUGCUUAAUCGACAUGCAUUGGAAGAAGAAGAGAAAAAACAAUAUAACGAUUCAAAUGUGGGAGAUGAGAUGAAGGCACUUAAUAAACAAUUUGGGAUUGCUCAUGGGAUUUCUAGUUCUCUUAAUGUGUUUGGAUAUUUGGUUCCUAGUGUGUUUGUUUGUCUUUGGGUUGGAGAACAUGGUUUCUCUUGAAGAUUUGUGAUUCAUUGAUGGUUAUCUACACCAGAAAUUUUUCAACUUGUUUCAAUCUGUUUAACAUCAUCAAAAUCGGCCUCCUUUCACUUUGUCUGUGGUCUCCGUUUCACGAUACGAUGUGAUCAUCAUUGUGGUCUCAAUUUAAGUCUUAUCUCUGACUUUUGAUC